GCUACAGACUAGUUCUCCGUCUGCAACUAAACGUUAAUAUCAGCAGGUUUGUCGAGAACUGCAGGGUCUCUGGAAAAUGUAUUUAUUUUACACGUCGCUGAUUUUGUGCGUCCUCUGCGCAUGUCACUUGACCAAAGCCACCUGUGACGAGCUUUUGACCGCAGAAGAUGCUGAGUUUUGCAAGGGAGGGUUAAAGGUAUUUUACCCUGAUCUGGUUGUCGACAAAUGCUUGAUCGUCCCUCAGAGGAUCAGAGAGAAGAUCAGUAUGGAGUGGGGAUCACCUGAAGUACUCCUGCCACAUGCUGAGGAGGAGAAGAAAUACACCCUAUUAAUGGUAGAUCCAGAUGCCCCCAGUCGUCUGAAUCCCUCUCGGUCUUACUGGAGACACUGGUUACUGGUUGACAUUAAGGGUGAAGCACUUCAGACAGGAGACGUCAGAGGCACUGAACUGUCUGCAUAUGCCCGCCCUACUCCACCUAAAGGCACUGGACUGCACCGCUACCAGAUUCUUGUGUUUGAGCAGCCUAAAGGCCGGAAACUUUCCCUUACUAAAGAGGAGAAGCGCUCACGGGGUAACUGGGAUCUGCAGGCAUUUAUUCAGAGGUUUGGUCUGUCUGGAGCGAAGGCUUCUCUUCAGUUUCUCACCCAAAACUACAAGGACUAAA
Messenger RNA from Danio aesculapii, 665 nucleotides. Its product is annotated as phosphatidylethanolamine-binding protein 4. The record is from RefSeq and is a predicted model, not a curated record. The transcript has 7 exons. The coding region runs from base 77 to 664 and encodes 195 amino acids. Lineage: Eukaryota; Metazoa; Chordata; Actinopteri; Cypriniformes; Danionidae.